UUAAGUAGAAUUGGAAGACAGAAAUGGUCAUUCUUAUGGGGCUGAAGUGGAAAAUUGCUUUUUAAGUGCAGCAUGUGGGAUCUUAGCUUCCUGACCAGGGAUUGAACCCACACCCCCUUCAGUGGAAGCACAGAAUCUUAACCACUGGACUGCCAGAUGGGCAACUCGUACGCUGGACAGCUGAAGACCACGCGGUUCGAGGAGGUCCUGCACAACUCCAUCGAGGCCUCCCUGCGCUCCAACAGCCUGGUACCCAGGCCCAUCUUCUCCCAGUUGUACCUGGAAGCAGAGCAGCAGCUUUCCGCUCUAGAAGGUGGAAGCCAAGUGGACAAUGAAGAAGAGGAAGAGGAAGGGGACGGGGGGCUGGAACAGAACUGUCCCCCAAACCCCUACCAGAUGCAUCCCCCGCCUGAAGGAUGCUGCACCACGGACGGGUUCUGCCAGGCUGGGAAGGACCUGCGUCUGGUCUCCAUCUCCAGUGAGCCCAUCGACGUCCCCGUGGGCUUCCUCCUGGUGGGCGCCAAGUCCCCCAGCCUGCCCGACCAUCUCCUGGUGUGUGCCGUGGACAAGAGGUUCCUGCCAGAUGACAAUGGCCACAACGCCCUUCUCGGUUUCUCUGGGAAUUGUGUGGGCUGUGGCAAGAAGGGCUUCUGUUACUUCACGGAAUUCUCCAAUCACAUCAACCUGAAGCUGACCACGCAGCCCAAGAAGCAGAAACACUUGAAGUACUACCUGGUCCGCAACGCCCAGGGGGCUCUGACCAAAGGGCCUCUCAUUUGCUGGAAAGGCUCAGAGUUCAGAAGCCGGCAGGCGUCCGUGGGUGCGUGCUCCAGCUCUCUGUUCCCGCCGCUGGACAGCUCUGGGCCGCCGGCCCCCUUCCCCGGCGAGCCUGGUCCCGGGACAACCCCGAGCGCCCCGCUGGGAGCCCCGCAGGCAGGACCAGCCCCCGAUCACUCCGCCCUAACUGCUGCCCUGGGUCCAGCUGUUUUCAAUGGCAAAGAUUCCCCGAAGCACCAGCCGCUGGUGAAGAAUCGCCUGUCUGCAGUGCCACGCCCCUCGGCCUUAGGUAUCUUAUCAAACUCCGGCCCCCCCAAAAAACGCCACAAAGGCUGGUCUCCAGAAUCUCCAUCAGCUUCGGAUGGUGGCUACCCCCAGGGAGCAGGGACCAGAGCCAAGUAUGAAAGCGCAGGUGUGACCUGCAUGCCCCAGGUCGGCUUGGUGGGACCAGCUUCAGUCACCUUUCCUGUUGUGGCCUCCGGAGAACCAGUGUCCGUUCCCGAUAACUUGUUGAAGAUAUGCAAGGCCAAGCCAGUGAUCUUUAAAGGCCACGGGAACUUCCCCUACCUCUGCGGCAACCUGAACGACGUGGUCGUGAGCCCCCUGCUAUACACGUGCUACCAGAACUCGCAGUCCAUCUCCAGAGCCUACGAGCAGUACGGGGCCUCCACCAUUCAGCCCAUCUCGGAGGAGAUGCAGCUCCUGCUGACCGUCUACUAUCUCGUCCAGCUGGCGGCGGACCAGGUGCCCCUGAUGGAGGACCUGGAGCAGAUCUUCCUGCGCUCGUGGCGCGAGUCGCAUCUGACGGAGAUCCGGCAGUACCAGCAGGCGCCGCCCCAGCCCUUCCCACCCGUGCAGGGCGCCGUGGCACCCGUGACCUCCGCGCAGCUGCCCUGGCUGGCCGGCUUGGCUGCCAGCUCCUGCAACGACAGCGUGCACAUCAUCGAGUGCACCUACUCUCUGGCCGAGGGCCUCUCCGAGAUGUUCCGGCUGCUGAUCGAGGGCAAGCUGGCCAAGACCAACUACGUGGUGAUCAUCUGCGCCUGCCGGAGCGCCGCCAUUGACUCCUGCAUCGCAGUCACCGGAAAAUACCAAGCCCGGAUUCUUUCUGAGAGCCUCCUCACCCCAGCCGAGUACCAGAAAGAAGUCAAUUAUGAGCUGGUUACUGGGAAAGUGGACUCUCUAGGGGCCUUUUUUAGCACCCUGUGUCCAGAAGGCGACAUUGACAUUUUGCUGGACAAAUUCCAUCAGGAAAAUCAAGGCCUUGUUUCUUCUUCACUUACUGCCUCCUCUGUCACCAAGUCAGCGUCCCUGGAUGUCAGCGGGGCACCUGUGUGCACAAGUUACCAUCUGGAGCCCCACCGCAUCCGGCCCUUCCAGCUGGCUGUGGCCCAGAAGCUCCUCUCCCACGUGUGUUCAAUCGCCGAUUCCAGCACCCAGAAUCUGGACUUGGGAUCCUUUGAGAAGGUGGACUUUCUGAUUUGUAUUCCGCCCUCAGAAGUGACUUACCAGCAGACCCUCUUCCAUGUCUGGCAUUCAGGGGUUUUGCUGGAGCUGGGCUUGGAAAAGGAGCACGUGACCAGGCAGAGGGUGGAGCAGUAUGUUCUGAAGCUUGAUGCCGAAGCGCAGACGAAGUUCAAGUCCUUCCUGCAAAACUCCUUUCAGAAUCCGCACACACUCUUCGUCCUCAUCCACGACCACGCCCACUGGGAUCUCGUGAGUAGCGCUGUUCAUAACCUGUACUCCCAAAGUGACCCGUCUGUGGGGCUGGUGGACAGAUUGCUCAACUGCAAGGAGGUGAAGGAGGCCCCCAACAUCGUGACGCUCCACGUGACCUCCUUCCCCUAUGCGCUGCAAACGCAGCACACCCUCGUCAGCCCCUACAACGAGAUCCACUGGCCGGCCUCCUACAGUGACGGCGUGGACUUGUAUCCCGAGAACAAGAAGUACUUCGGGCUGUCUGAGUUCAUCGAGUCCACACUCUCAGGACACAGCCUCCCAUUGCUGAGAUACGACAGCUCCUUUGAGGCCAUGGUCACCGCACUGGGAAAAAGGUUCCCCCGCCUGCACAGCGCGGUGAUCAGGACCUUUGUUCUCGUGCAGCACUAUGCGGCCGCCAUGAUGGCCGUCAGCGGCCUCUCGCAGAUGAAGAACUACACGUCCGUGGAGACGCUGGAGAUCACGCAGAACCUCAUCAACUCCCCGAAGCAGUGCCCCUGCGGCCACGGGCUCAUGGUCCUGCUGCGGGUGCCCUGCUCCCCACUGGCGGCCGUGGCCUAUGAGCGGUUAGCCCACGUGCGGGCACGUCUGGCCCUGGAGGAGCACUUUGAGAUCAUCCUGGGGAACCCCGCCUCCGGCAUCACCAUAGGAAAGCACUUCCUCAAGCAGCUCAAGGUGUGGCAGAACAUAGAGGAUGCAGAGUGGCGGCCUCAGACGUACUUGGAGUUGGAGGGCCUGCCUUGCAUCCUGAUCUUCAGUGGGAUGGACCCACACGGGGAGUCCUUACCAAGGUCCCUGAGGUACUGUGACCUGCGGCUCAUAAACUCCUCCUGCUUGGUGAGGACGGCCCUGGAGCAGGAGCUGGGCCUGGCCGCGUACUUCGUGAGCAGUGAGGCUCCCCUGGAGAAGGGCGCCCGGACUGAGGCCUUGGAGAGCGAUGGGGAGAAGCUGAGCAGCACAGACAACGAGGAUGAAGAGCUGGUGACGGAAGGCUCCACGUCAGAGAAGCGGAGCCCUGUGAAGAGAGAACGAUCCCGCUCCCAUGACUCCGCGUCUUCAUCCCUCUCCUCUAAGGCGUCCAAACUGGAAAGAGAAGGGGUCUGUGAAGAACUGGCCUUUCUAGAGAGCUCAGCACCAUGCGGGGAGUCCUCGGCCGGACCCUCGCAGGGGGAGCGGGCCCGGUCCCCACUGCCUUGCGGCCCCUCGGAGGAGGCCAGGGCCCCUGGGGAGAAACAGAGGCUCCGGGCAGCAGGGGGGCCAGCGUCGGUCAUCAGCAGGCACAGCCCGGGGCUGACCCCACAGCCGGAUCCCAGCCUCAAGAGCGGCCAGCGGGGCGUCCAGGUGUCAGCCCCAUCGGCAUCCUCCUCGGGCUCAGCCUCCUCACCGGUGCUGCCCGCCGCCGGCCCGCUCGUCCUGCAGGCCUCCCAGUGCUCCAUGACCAAGUCCUGCCGGCAGCCGCCCGUGGUCUUCCUGCCCAAGCUGGUGUACGACAUGGUCACGUCCACGGACGGCAGUGGCCUGCCCAAGGCCGCCUCGCUCCUGCCGUCGCACUCGGUCAUGUGGGCCAGCUCCUUCCGGCCCCUGCUCAGCAAGACCAUGACGUCCACGGAGCAGUCGCUCUACUACCGCCAGUGGACGGUGCCCCGGCCCGGCCACAUGGACUACGGCAACCGUGCCGAGGGCCGCGUGGACGGCUUCCACCCGCGCCGGCUCCUGCUCAGCGGGCCACCCCAGAUCGGGAAGACGGGCGCCUACCUGCAGUUCCUCAGCAUUUUGUCCAGAAUGCUCAUUCGGCUGACGGAAGUGGAUGUUUACGAUGAGGAAGAGAUCAACAUCAACCUCAGAGAAGAUUCGGAUUGGCAUUACCUCCAGCUCAGUGACCCCUGGCCAGACCUGGAGCUGUUCAAGAAGUUGCCUUUUGACUACAUUAUUCACGAUCCAAAGUAUGAGGACGCCAGUCUGAUCUGCUCACACCAUCAAAGUGUCAAGAGCGAAGACAGAGGGACGCACCGGAAGCCGGAGGACCUGUACAUGCGACGCCAGACGGCGAGGAUGAGGCUGUCCAAGUUCGCAGCGUACAACACCUACCAUCACUGUGAGCAGUGCCACCAGUACAUGGGCUUCCACCCCCGCUACCAGCUCUAUGAGUCCACCCUGCACGCCUUUGCCUUCUCUUACUCCAUGCUAGGAGAGGAAAUCCAGCUCCACUUCAUCAUCCCCAAGUCCAAGGAGCACCAUUUUGUCUUCAGCCAACCUGGAGGCCAGCUGGAGAGCAUGCGACUGCCCCUCGUCACAGACAAGAGCCACGAAUACAUAAAGAGCCCGACGUUCACUCCCACAACUGGCCGUCACGAGCACGGACUCUUUAACCUGUACCACGCGAUGGACGGUGCCAGCCACCUGCAUGUGCUGGUUGUCAAGGAGUACGAGAUGGCGAUUUACAAGAAAUACUGGCCCAACCAUAUCAUGCUGGUCCUCCCCAGCAUCUUCAACAGCGCUGGAGUCGGCGCCGCCCACUUCCUGAUCAAGGAGCUGUCUUACCACAACCUGGAGCUGGAGCGGAACCGUCAGGAGGAGCUGGGAAUCAAGCCGCAGGACAUCUGGCCUUUCAUUGUGAUUUCUGAUGACUCCUGCGUGAUGUGGAACGUGGUGGACAUCGACGGUGGGGGUGAGAGAAGCAGAGAAUUUUCCUGGUCGGAGAGAAACGUGUCCUUGAAGCACAUCAUGCAGCACAUCGAGGCGUCCCCCAACAUCACCCACUAUGCCCUGAUCGGCAUGCGGAAGUGGUCCAGCAAGACCGGGAGCCGCGAGGUGCGCGAGCCCUUCUCCCGCUGCCACGUGCAUGACUUCAUCGUCUUGAACGUGGACUUGACCCAGAAUGUGCAGUACAACCAGAACCGGUUCAUGUGUGACGACGUGGACUUCAACCUGAGGGUGCACAGCGCCGGCCUCCUGCUCUGCCGGUUCAACCGCUUCAGCGUGAUGAAGAAGCAGAUCGCGGUGGGCGGGCACAGGUCCUUCCACAUCACGUCCAAGGUGUCAGACAGCCCCAUGGCUGUUGUGCCCGCCCAGUACAUCUGCGCCCCCGACAGCAAGCACACGUUCCUCGCGGCCCCCGCGCAGCUCCUCCUGGAGAAGUUCCUCCAGCACCACAGCCACCGCUUCUUCCCACUGUCCCUGAAGAAUCCCGGCCACCCUGUGCUGUCCGUGGACUGCUACCUGAACCUGGGGUCUCAGAUCUCUGUGUGUUAUGUGAGCUCCAGGCCCCACUCUUUAAACAUCAGCUGCUCUGACUUCGUGUUCAGUGGACUCCUGCUGUACCUCUGUGACUCUUUUGUGGGAGCUAGCUUUUUGAAAAAGUUUCAUUUUCUGAAAGGUGCCACCUUGUGUGUGAUCUGUCAGGACCGCAACUCGCUCCGCCAGACAGUCGUCCGCCUGGAGCUGGAAGACGAGUGGCAGUUUCGGCUGCGAGACGAAUUCCAGACGGCCAACGCCAAGGAGGACCGGCCGCUCUUCUUCCUGACUGGACGGCACAUCUGAGGGUGGAGCCUGCCCAACCUCAGGCUGCUGAGGCUAAAGGAAGAAUUACAACCCCGGGGUGUCUGGACUGGGAUGGGACCCAGAGGUGUCUGUAGGCCACACCUUCACGGUAGGUGCCAGGGAACCGUAGGUCCCAGAGAUGCACGGAGACUUACUGAGAGCAACGGGGACGAGUGGAUGGUGAGCAAGAACUCCAACCCCAGACUUCUAGGUUCCGGGCCAGACCCCACCGCCCUGGCCUGUAUCAAAGUCCAUUUUAUGAAGAACAAAGUUUUGCCUACUGUCACGUCAUCCAUAUGCUUCCAUGGACACACUUGGACAAACUUGACUUUCCUCUUAGUUCUGAAGGGUCCCUUUUGGAGUAGCUUGUAGAGAUGCCAGCAUUUCAGAUGAUGGAUGUGAUGUUGGCUGAGUAGGUUUCCCUCUAACCUACUCCAGAGCAAUAGUCCAAAAGACAAUUUUAACCUAAAGGCUGGACACAAGGAAAAAUGAAGUAGGUUCACUUAAUUAUGAAUUGUGUAAGUUGACUCUUUUAGAAACUAGCCCAAAGGCAUCAAAUUUAAUAAAGUAAAACAAAUAGUUUCACUUCAGAGCAAAUACGAUUCUAUUAAAAUAGUAUAGGGUAAAUACCCUACCUCUUAGAAAGGGCAAAAGUGAAAAGAAACUUUAAAAAAAAAAACUACAGGGGUUGCAGGAAGGAAAUUAGGAUUGCAGAGAUUGACCUUGAGAAGCAAAAUUUGCCUUACAAAGGAAAGAGAGCCAAACGUCUUACUUGAAACAAACAGUGAAAACAACCAAAGUGAUAGGGAAAAUAGUUGAUAAGAACUAGACUUCUGACUCUAAUUUAUUGAAGCUCAAUUUUUAGCUCCCUGAAUUGCUCGUCUUCUCUUCUGAAUGUUAGGUCCCCGUCCAGAGAGGAAGGGGACAGACAAAGUAACAGGGUUGUACUGUGCUACCCAUCCUCUGCCUUGCCUGCCAGAAUAUUUUUUAAACCAGCAUGUUAGGGUGCCCCCUAGAGGCCGGGCCCGGGGCCAGGUGCUUUCACAGCUACUGUCUCGCUUACCCUUUCCAGCAGCCUGUGCUGUGGAAUCAUUCUUCCCAUUUGAAAGAUGAGCCAGUUGAGAUGCAAACAGUGCAUCUCCCCAAGAUCACACAGCUGCUGAGAAGCAGAGCAGACUCCGGGGUCCGUCUCCCCGCCCCACCACACUGUUUAUGGAGUGGCCCGUAGCCAGAGGAAAAGUUGAAAGGUCCUCAGAAAUGAAUCAGCAGAAUGCACUCUUGUCCAUCCAUCUUAGACGUUUAUAAGCACUCUAAUGGAUACUAAUCCGAGAAGGAAUUAUGUUCAAAGAUGAUGCCAAAGAGUUAAUGUCAAUCUUUUCUUCCCUGAGGAAAAAAAAAUAGUCCACGAGUAUAAAAAAUUUAGAUCAGUGUUUCUAAAAAAUGAUCACUUUGUAUAUGUCAUUAUUCCUAUUUUGGAAUAAAAACUUACCUUCUUGAGUUCUACCUUCUUGAGUCUUUCAUAAAUGGCAGU
Molecule: messenger RNA, 7567 nt
Organism: Dama dama (fallow deer)
Lineage: Eukaryota; Metazoa; Chordata; Mammalia; Artiodactyla; Cervidae
Gene: GREB1
Product: growth regulating estrogen receptor binding 1
Exons: 34
Coding region: 157-6036 (1959 amino acids)
Biological process (GO): multicellular organism development
Source: RefSeq, a predicted model, not a curated record